Molecule: messenger RNA, 447 nt
Organism: Rattus rattus (black rat)
Lineage: Eukaryota; Metazoa; Chordata; Mammalia; Rodentia; Muridae
Product: ubiquitin-conjugating enzyme E2 D2-like
Exons: 1
Coding region: 4-447 (147 amino acids)
Biological process (GO): ubiquitin-dependent protein catabolic process; protein polyubiquitination
Cellular component (GO): nucleus
Molecular function (GO): ubiquitin conjugating enzyme activity
Source: RefSeq, a predicted model, not a curated record
ACCAUGGCUCUAAAGCGUAUUGAAAAGGAGCUCCUGGACCUGGCUCGUGAUCCUCCAACCCAGUGCUCUGCAGGCCCUGUGGGGGAAGAUAUGUUUCAUUGGCAAGCGACCAUAAUGGGGCCUGAUGACAGCCCCUACCAAGGCGGGGUCUUUUUCCUGGCCAUCCAUUUUCCAACAGAUUAUCCAUUCAAACCACCCAAGAUUACAUUCACCACAAGAAUUUACCAUCCAAAUAUCAACCGUAAGGGAAGCAUUUGUCUAGACAUCCUGAGAUCUGAGUGGUCACCAGCACUGACAGUAUCUAAAGUUCUCCUGUCUAUCUGCUCUCUAUUGUGUGAUCCUAACCCAGAUGAUCCACUGGUUCCUGAAAUUGCAAAAAUCUACCGCAAAGACAAGAAAAAAUAUGAUAGACUGGCUCGAGAGUGGACUGAGAAAUUCGCUAUGUGA